UUCGGUAAUUCCUCAUUAGCGUGCGAGCAGCUAUAGUGGACGGUCGUAAAAUUUAAAUAUCCACCUUGCCCAGGUCGUUUGCGGUUACCGCUUGCAUAACAUUGCGUCACCCAAAGAUUCUUCUGUAAUACUUUUAACGUUUUUGCCACCUGGUUCUUAGCCUCCGACUAGUGCAUUUUUUAUCUAUAUUUGUUACUAUUAUUAAAGUAUCUUUUAUUGGAUAUGACGAGUGAUCGUUUUGUUUUUCGUCGCAAUAAUCUUGGCCCCAAGACUGGAAACUAGUCAUUUGAAUACGAUAUUGCCUCCGAAGUGAAAUCGAUAGUGAACAUCCAAGAUCAAUGUAAAGAUUGUGUGUCUAGGUCUCGCAAAGAUACUGAAAUACAGAUUGGCAUUUAUAUAAAGUUAUAUAUCAAAUAAAAAUCGAGAUUUGUUUUAUAAUUAUUGCGAUAAGACAGUGAUCUAAAAUGCAGUAUUGGUGUCGUUUGUUCGUGUCGUUUAUGCUAAUUGCAACUAUAGCAGGACAAUGGAAUAAAGGGAAAAAUAAUGAGAAAUUGCGUGUUUGCAUCGUUGAAGGACGAGGAUUAUACAGGAAAACCGAAAAAUUCUGUCCGACUUUGGAAAGCAAAUCCAAUAUAGAAUGCGUGAUUGGUGUGGACCGAUUAGACUGCAUUCGAAGAAUCCAGAAAGGAUCAGCUCAUUUUGGAGUUUUCUCGGCUGAAGACUUGGUUGCAGCAAGAUGGGCCACUACAGAUAUUUUAGUUACCAGUGAAAUGCGGUUCCACAAUACUCCCUUCGAAUACGAAGUUGUCGCUGUUGUGGAUAACGAAGCUGGAAUUCACUCACCACAUGAUCUACGCGGCGCGAAAUUCUGCCAUCCAGGACAUGGUAUUGAACCGCAUUGGACAGAGAUUUUGGCUAACUACUUCGAAUCGAUGCUUCUUCCAAAACUCUGCGAAUCUGACCUGUCACUCACAGAAUCCCGAAUCAAAGCCAGUGCAAAUUUCUUCGGAUCGUCCUGUAAAGCUGGACCUUGGGUCCCAGAUCGGAUACAAGAUAGGAUCCUGAAAAAUCGCUAUCCUUCUUUGUGCGAAUUAUGCUACGAUUCAUACCGUUGUGGGGUUGGUGACAAGCAUUGGGGACGACGUGGAGCACUUUAUUGUUUGACCACUGGAGGUGGUGAGGUUGCCUGGGCACGUUUGGACGAUGUUAGGAGUCACUUUGGUUUCAGUGGAUUAAUUGCAGAAGCAAACCCAAAUGAGUAUAGCUUCCUCUGCCCAGAUGGAUUGCUGCAGCCGUUGAACUCUACGUACCCAUGUGUGUGGGUAGCGAAACCAUGGCAAGCAAUAGCAGCGAAAAAUACCCACGCUGCAAACAUUCAGGACAUCGUCCAUAACUUAUCUCACUAUGAUGCCGAUUGGAAGCAUGCGCUCCUCAGCCUCUUGGAAACAUAUCACGUAAACAUCACAUCACUCGACACAACUGUUCCUAUUGGAGAUUACCUAGAGCAAGCCGUAGGAUUCCAAAGUGCCUACAGUUUUCCAUCAUGUAAUCCUCCACGAUCAAUUGUAUUCUGUACUACGUCCCUCAUCCAACACUCAAAAUGCUCCUGGUUGCAGGAAGCUGCUUCAGUUUAUGGAAUCGAACCAAAUCUACAAUGCAUUCGUACCGAAAGCUUAGAAAGAUGUCUGGACGAUACCAAACAUAAAGCAGCCGAUGUAGUCCUUGUUGACCAGGACCACCGAGUAAAAGCUCAAAAGGAAUACAAACUUAAACCAAUCUUAUAUGAAUUCUCAAAAACUAUGCAUGAACGAUAUGUCACAGUUGCAAUUGUGAAGGACUCGAAUUUGAAAACAAUGAAUGACUUACAAGGACUUAAGGCGUGCUUCCCAUCCCACGCUGGAGCAGCUUAUCUAUCGGUUAUGGAAACGCUUCGUAACGUCUCAAAAAUUAAAUACCCAGACCUUGAGGAAUACUUUUCAUCGGAUUCCUGCACAUGGAAAACCGAUAACUGUCCUGAAAAAUUCAAGGGCGAUGAAGGAGCCCUAAGAUGUCUCCUUGAAUCUGGCAGUGUAGCCUUCCUUAGCUAUGAUAUCUUCAAGAAUUUCACGGAAGGGAAACUCAACACAAGUUGGACAUUCUCUGGAAAUCGUAAAAUGUUUUCCACUGUUUGUCCUCAUGGUAAAAAUGCGAAGGACGAGGUCUGCUACUUACACUGGACGCCCAGAGGCCAUCUAAUGAUUCAUGCGGAUACAAGUCUGAUUCGACGUAAUGAAAUUCAUAAUUCGCUUCGGGACAUGGACCGACUUUUUGGAAAGGAUAUGAAAGCGCAUACGCCGUCGUUUACUAUGUUUGGGCCUUUUGAUAAGCGUAAUAACAUUAUCUUCAGAGAUAAUACAGAAGGCUUGAGAGGAUUCGUAGAGCUGAGUAAGGAUAAAAUGCCUAGGUCAAUGGAAGAUGUGUACGAUAUGUACAGUGCGGAUAAAUAUGUAAAUUCAGAAGGAGUUAGAACUACAACUAGUAUUCUAGGAAUAGUGUUAGUAUUGACUGUAGCCAUUUUUAGAUAGAAGCAUUUAGGGUAUCUUUUAAUAAGGAAUAAACUUAGUUUUCCAUUGUGAUAUUAUUUUUAAAUUAUAUCAAAGACCUGUCGGAAUAAAUGAAUACAGUAAAUAAA
Molecule: messenger RNA, 2671 nt
Organism: Hermetia illucens (black soldier fly)
Lineage: Eukaryota; Metazoa; Arthropoda; Insecta; Diptera; Stratiomyidae
Product: transferrin
Exons: 5
Coding region: 465-2564 (699 amino acids)
Biological process (GO): iron ion transport
Cellular component (GO): recycling endosome; plasma membrane; early endosome
Source: RefSeq, a predicted model, not a curated record